ACCACGAAGACCACCACCUCUACACCGCAUCCUGAUGUCCACAGCAAUCAAGCGCGCCGCUGACGAGGAAGCCCCCCUCGCAAAACGCCCGAAAAUAGAGGGGGAGGUGUCCCCCGGGCCUGCGUCGGCGGAGGACGCGCCAAAACCGGCGGCGGGUGCAGAUACAACACCAGUGGCCCAGACAGCAACACCAACGACGGAGGAACCUGUCGCCUCGUCCAGUGGCGCGCAGGGCCCGAUCAAGCGCGCGCCCGAUCCCAACUCGAAGCGCUCCCAACGCAAGGCAGACAAGCGCAAGGACAAGGGGAAGGACAAGGACAAGGACGGUAGACAGCCGUGGACUGACCGGCGCAGGGGGACGCGCGCAGAGGACGCUACCGAGGACGGCGAGCCGCGCGAGAAGGCGCCGCGCCUGCCGAAGCGUAUGUGCGCGGUGCUUAUUGGGUUCUGCGGCUCGGGGUACAAUGGGAUGCAGAUCCAGAAGCCCCCGGCGAAGACUAUCGAGAACGAGCUGUUCGACGCGUUCGUGCGCGUAGGUGCAGUGUCGAGGGAUAACUCGGACGAUCCGGUGAAGGUCGGCCUGAAGCGCGCAGCGCGUACCGAUGCGGGAGUGCAUGCAGCGGGCAACCUCGUCUCCCUAAAGCUCAUCACAGCGAUCCCGGGCGUACCAGACCUCGUCGCGCGCGUCAAUGAAGAGCUCCCGCCGCAGAUACGGAUGUGGGGAUUCACCCGCGUCACCAACUCCUUCGAGGCACGGCAGAUGUGCGACAGCCGCAAAUACACCUACUUCUUCCCCUCCUACAUGCUCAUCCCGCCGAAACCUGGCACGGGCAACCACACCAACCUCCAACAAUUUUGCGAGGACGCGCCCGUGCCCGCGCUCGACCACCCCUUCUGGCAGGGGCACACCGAGGACGAUCCGGAGACGGAGAUGCAGCGCAAGCGCCUUUGGCGGCUACCGUCGGACAAGCUGGAGGCGUUGAGGAGGACGGCGGAGAAGUUCGAGGGGACGCAUAACUUUCACAAUUUCACGGUUGGAAGGACGUUCCAGGACCGGAGCUGUAUGCGAUAUAUGAAGAAGAUUGAGAUCGCAGAUCCUGUUGUAUACGGUGACACGGAAUGGAUCGCCGUUACGCUGCACGGCCAGAGCUUCAUGCUACACCAAAUCCGCAAAAUGAUGUCCGCUCUCGUCCUCUCCGUGCGCAACGACACGCCCGCGAGCGUCAUGGACGAGCUCUACGGCGCGCGCACCACCUUCAUCCCCAAGAUGCCCUCGCUCGGCCUCCUGCUCGAGCACCCCAUCUUCGACUCGUACAACCGCAAGGCGAAGGCGGAGAGCAAGGGCGCGCCCGGGGAUGCGGAGUACCGCGCGCCGAUUGACUUCGACCAGUAUGCGGAGGCGAUCCGGGCGUUUAAGGAGGAGUUCAUAUAUAUGAACAUGCGCGCGGUGGAGGAUAGGGAUGGGCUGUUCGACGCGUGGAUCCGACAUGUGGAUGCGUAUACGGGGCAGGAGUUGCUGUAUCUCAACCCGAAGGGUACAGUGCCAGCGGUGGCGGCUCUCAAGCCAGGAGCGACGCGCGAGAACCCCUUCAAGGAAAAGCGGAAGUUCAACAUGACCUCCUUCGACGAGCCGAUCAAGGACGAGGAAUCGGACGAGGAGGUCGAGGAGCCUGUAGCAAAGAGCGCGAAGGGUGCGAAGCUUGCAGAGUUGGAGGGAUAGGUCAUGGUCUUCGAGGGCCGUCUUCUUGAUUGCUACCUGGGGGAUUUCGCAAACCACUCUAUUAGCCACACCACUCGUACAUGUAUGAUACAUAUCAUCCUGCGAGAAUGCACUGCAGGGUGAGUC
Molecule: messenger RNA, 1846 nt
Organism: Schizophyllum commune H4-8
Lineage: Eukaryota; Fungi; Basidiomycota; Agaricomycetes; Agaricales; Schizophyllaceae
Product: pseudouridine synthase
Exons: 8
Coding region: 35-1720 (561 amino acids)
Biological process (GO): tRNA pseudouridine synthesis; mRNA pseudouridine synthesis
Cellular component (GO): nucleus
Molecular function (GO): pseudouridine synthase activity; RNA binding
Source: RefSeq, a predicted model, not a curated record